Molecule: messenger RNA, 1849 nt
Organism: Pyricularia oryzae 70-15
Lineage: Eukaryota; Fungi; Ascomycota; Sordariomycetes; Magnaporthales; Pyriculariaceae
Exons: 3
Coding region: 259-1620 (453 amino acids)
Biological process (GO): molybdate ion transport
Cellular component (GO): membrane
Molecular function (GO): molybdate ion transmembrane transporter activity
Source: RefSeq, a predicted model, not a curated record
CAACACCAAACAAAAGGACACAUCAUUGGGGGCGGGAACAAUCGCUUUCCAAGGAUCUUAUCCAUUUUAUCCCUUUCGAUAUCUGGCCGGGCCGAGAUUUCUUUCUAUUUUUGCACAUUUGUUUCUUUUCUGGAGGGGCAAGAAUUCUGCGCUGGUAGCAUUUGACUCGCUAGAUUCACUUUGAUACUUACCUUUUCAUACCCGAGGUUUACAAGGAGCAUUGCAUUAUCAAAACGCCUGCACAUGGCAUAGUGCAGCAUGGACGCGUAUCAAAUCAACUUUGCCGCCUUGAUUGGGCUCUGCGGCGCACUUUUCCUCGCCCAGCCCAAGGCAAAGGAGGCGGCUUCCGAGACGAAAGGAAGCAAGGCGGGCGAAAACAAGACAAAGAAGAGCGCCGACACAACAGACGCGUCGCAAUGGCCGUUUCUGGUGGUUUUCUGUCUGGUUAUGGGAUCUGACUGGCUACAGGGCCCUUUCCUCUACUCCCUCUACAGGGAAGAGCAUGGCAUCUCAGCCUCGGUCGUGUCAACGCUCUUCACCACGGGCUUCCUCUCGGGUGCCGUCAGUGGCUACUUUGUCGGAACCCUGGCCGACAAGCACGGCCGCAAGGCUGCCUGUCUGCUGUUCUGCGCCGCCUAUGCCGCCUCGUGUCUGCUCACCACCAUCCCAUCCGUCCCGCUGCUCUUCGCCGGUCGCGUCCUGGGCGGCAUCAGCACGAGCAUGCUCUUCAGCGUCUUUGACAGCUGGAUGGUGACUGACUUUCAGAACCGCAAGCUCGCCGACAAGGGAGGCGACCUUUCGCGGACGUUUGGGCUCAUGAGCACGCUCAACAGCGUCACUGCCAUUAUCAGCGGCGUCUUUAGCGAGUGGAUUGUGGCUGUCACUGGGACCCGUAAGGCGCCGUUCGUGACGAGCAUGCUGCUGCUUGGGGUUGCCGCGUAUUUCAUAUCAUCGAAAUGGGCUGAAAACUAUGGAGGGUCUGCCAAACAAGAAAAGAAAAAGGACGACAAGUCCGAGGUCAUUGUUGACCACACCAACAAGCUCUCGCACAUCCUAACCGACCCCAAGAUCAUAGCGCUGGGUCUCGCUUCGACCAUGUUCGAAGGCUCCAUGUACCUGUUCGUCUUCUUCUGGUCGCCCGCCCUCAACGCGGCCAAGACAAACGACGCCGGCCUGCCUUACGGCAUCAUCUUUGCCUCCUUCAUGGCCUCGGGCCUGGCGGCCUCGCUCUUCUUCAACGUAUUUAUGGAGCGGGGCCUGCUGCGGUACAUCACGCUCAUGAUCAUGAUCCUGGGAGCCGCCGACGUCUGCUUCGUGUCGCUCUCGGGCACGCCGAGGUCGGAGCAGUCGACCUUUUGGAUCUUUUGCGCAUUCGAGGCCUGCGUCGGCAUGUACUGGCCGUGCAUGGGCCUGCUCAAGGGCAAGCUCAUCAGCGACGGCGCCAGGGCCCAGGUCUACUCGGUCCUCCGCAUCCCGCUCAACCUGUUCGUCGUCGUCUCGCUCAUGCUGACGGAGGGAGAUGCGGGUUACGCGCAGGUGUUUGGUGCCUGCUCCAAGCUGUUGAUGUUCUCCUGCUUGGGGCUCGGGGCUAUGGUUAUGAAUGAGGAGCACUUGCCUUGAUGGGCCGGACGGCACCAUGCAGGGUGGAUGUUCACUGGUAGUGGAUGUGGCUUGGCCAAGUGACCUCUACCAAAUCCCACAUAACCCGAUCACGUCAGAGUCGCUGUGGCAGGAGAUGUUUGUAGCAAAAUUUGUAAUACAUUAUAGCAUGCUUCAUCUGAAUCGUAUAUAUCAAACCAGCCCAGAAAGUCUUUUUCUUUUCGAAUCGUCAGCAAUCAGACCUUAUCAC